AUGGUGCCCUUGGGCAGCCCCGCUCUCGCCGUCUGCGCCUCCAGCAACCUGCGCCUCAUGGCCCCCGGCUCCCCCCUGGCCUGGCUGAACCGGGGUCCCGAGUGCCCGCAGGGCCCGGGGGGCAGCGGGGGCCGCAGAGCCAGCGCCGUGGAGCGGCUGGAGGCGGACAAGGCCAAGUACGUCAAGUCCCAGCAGGUGAUCGACAGGAGGCAGGAGCCGGCGCUGCGGGGCUCGCCCCGGCUGUCCCCGCACGGUCGCCGCCUGCUCGCCCGCCAGCAGUGCGGGGAGCUGUGCCCGGGCUCGGAGCUGAGCCGGGAGGGGCCCCGGAAGAUGCCGUGCCCCCAGUCCCCCGUGUCCCGCCGCAGCGGCAGCAGGCGCCUGCUGAGACCCGACUCGCUCGUCAUCUACCGCCAGAAACGGGACUGCCUGGGCGGCGACAAGGAGAACACCAAGGGCUCCGGGCUGGUGCGGCGCCUCUUCCAGGGACCCCUCAGAGACAGACCGCCCAGCUCGCCCCCCGAGGGGCCCAGAGCCCCCCCUAGCCCCGAGACCCCCAUGCUGUGGGCGCCUGCGGAGAAGGAGGAGGCGCGGACACCGGGAGCUGACGGAGGCGGUGACGGCGGUGGCAUCUUCCCCGUGCCCGGCAGCCCCGCGGAGCAGCCCCCCGGUGCCCCCGGCAAGGAGCCGCUGGCUCUGCGGGUGUCGCUGCCGCUGUCGGAGCAGGAGCGCUUCUUCAACUACUGCGGGCUGGACCGGGCUCUGGUGGAGCUGCUGGGCCGGGAGCGCUUCGGGCCCGCGGGAUGGGACAGCGCCUCGGCCCGACCCCCCGGAUCCUGCGAGUCCGAGCCCGGGAGGGUCUCGGGGGGCAGUGAGGGGGACGCGGGGCCGGGCGAGGAGGAACCGGACACCCGGCCGGGCUCCGCCGUCUCGGUGGUGGAGCGCAACGCCCGUGUCAUCAAGUGGCUCUACGGCUGCCAGAGAGCCUGGGCGGCUGCCAAGGAGUCCACGGUGUGA
Cinclus cinclus is the source of this 1014-nucleotide messenger RNA. RefSeq names its product family with sequence similarity 110 member D (gene FAM110D). The transcript has a single exon. The record is from RefSeq and is a predicted model, not a curated record. Lineage: Eukaryota; Metazoa; Chordata; Aves; Passeriformes; Cinclidae. Bases 1 to 1014 code for a protein of 337 amino acids.